GUAACACUGUCUGGUUUGGACAUAUGCAGUUUACACUGGAAUAAUGGGUCGGAAAGCUGGAACCAUAUACAUUAACCCAAAGAAAUAUGGCUCUCUCACGAAACCUUGCAUGAAGGAAUUGAUAACAUUUCUCAAUUGCGUGUCUCUUAACCAAUCAGAUAUUGAUAAAUGUGUCCGGCAAAAGGAACUGUUGAAUGCCUGUAUGGAUGCUCAGGCUACCAGCAAAAGAAAGUCUUGGGGUAGCAUUAAUUACCAUCUGCAGAGGCUUAACCGUGGAAGGAAGUAGAUUUAACUUGGAUGUCCUUCUUCAGAUUCCUCACUUCACUGGUUGAGCACAAGAAGAAAGUUGAUCGGGUAUCCAAGCACGCAAUGUUGAAAUAUCAUUUUUUUAAUUCCAUUUUCUGUAUUCCUGAUAGAAAGUUUUGAACAAAUUUAAUAUACUUUUGUCUUUGUGCUGAUCACCAUAAACCUUACAAUAAUCUUUAAUCUAGAGUCUUAUCUACUA
This is a messenger RNA of Hevea brasiliensis (rubber tree), 505 nucleotides long. RefSeq lists its product as uncharacterized. Gene Ontology annotation, molecular function: structural constituent of ribosome. Bases 44 to 286 code for a protein of 80 amino acids. The transcript is spliced from 2 exons. The record is from RefSeq and is a predicted model, not a curated record. Gene Ontology annotation, biological process: mitochondrial translation. NCBI's taxonomy places the organism in Eukaryota, Viridiplantae, Streptophyta, Magnoliopsida, Malpighiales, Euphorbiaceae.